Molecule: messenger RNA, 4431 nt
Organism: Cladocopium goreaui
Lineage: Eukaryota; Dinophyceae; Suessiales; Symbiodiniaceae
Source: the annotation of a GenBank genome assembly
AUGGAAUACUCCAAAGCUCGAGGAAAGCACGACGGACGUUUCACCCAGAUCCGGCUCUGGGUGCAAUUCGUCCUGGGAAAACUGGCCUGUUUGGUCCUGGGCAUUGAUGCCUUUCUCUUUAAGGUGCGCAUUGCCUACAGGAACAUCCACAAGCAGGACAUUCAGUGGUUUGGCUUGCUGAGUGUAGCCAUGUUCAUCGUGCAAGUUCUUGGCAUCGUUCAACUCUCCAUGUUUGUGCGCGGGCGCAUUUUUCUCUUCAUCUUCGGUGGCGAGGAUAGCGUGAUGGAACCGCACGAGCAAGCUCUGCAGAAUGUGUGGCAGGCGAUGCUGGUGCGACGCAUUUGGUAUACCUUUUCAUGGCAUCAAUCGAUUGCUGUGCUGUUGACUUUCAAUGAAGAUGACUUCCAAAAAUUGGUCCUGAACGAGAGGAACGAGGUCAAGCAUUCCUUUGCUCGCGAUGAAUUACGAAUGGACGAUUCUACGGAGAGCAUUGAUCAAAUGCAGGGAGUGGUCAAACCUCGGUGGGAAGCGUUUCGGUGUAUCCUGGUAUCGGUUUGCAGAAAGGCGGAACGUUGCUCGGCAGGGGCCUGUGCGCUGGCGCUCAGCACUCGAAAUCGUCUCGCAGGUCCAGCGACUGUUUCGAGGCCCAUCACAGUGGCAUCACUCAGAGCGCGUGUGUCAAGCAGGCAUAGCAGCAUUGAGCACUCGGGGGUGGCCAGCCUGCCGUUGGAUGCGUUGCACGACCCGACGAUGAGCAGCCCCAGCCUGAGCCGAGUGCUGACAUUGACACCUGCCAGCUACAUUGCCCCAUCUAAGCUGUCGGAGCCAGCUACAUCGCCUGAGGGUGGCGGCUCAAAAAGAAGGGCGACCAGUGCAGAAGUGGAUGCCUUACAAGAGCCGGAGGAGGACGAGCAUACAGGUUUUGAUUUCAGGACAGUGAUCCUAGCGGCCUCGGUGAGAAAGGUGCAACGCAUUUGGCGGAGCAAGAUCAAGAGGAGCCUCUCGAACGUUUUCAAAGAGGCGCCUGAGGACGAUGGCCCUGAACAGGCGGUGUCGCCAACAGGCGAAAAGUCAGACCUGACAGCUGAGCAAGAGCAAGCCCAAGGCGACAACACGCUGCCUGAGCCGCUGCCGAGGUGCUCCGUCUCCACGAUGGGUGGCAACGAUUUGCGCGACACCUUGCCCUGCGAUUUGGACAUGGGCUGGCAUCGCGAAGAGAGCCCUGCCACGGAUGGCCGAUUGGAAGAUGGAGAUGACGCAGUAUUGCAGGAGCGUUCUGUUGAAGAUAAUUAUCCUGCACAUGAUGAUCUUAUGGAUGAUCUGGUGCUGCAAGAGCGUUCUGUUGGAGUAAAAGUCGAUCCUGCAGCAGAGGAACUGGAACAGCUGGAAGUUGCUGUUGACUUGCAGCAGUCACCACAGCAUCAUCAGGAGACCCAAGCACAGCAAAACCCUUCAAGUGAGUCAGGUGGAAAGCUGGCUGAAACCGCUGGGGAAGAUCCGCUGUCAGAUCGGAGUCAGUCCAUUCCGUCUCCUUCCCAUUUGAUCCGAGCAGUCUGCACAGAUAAGCCCAAUGUAAACUCGUCAAAUGUGAGUGAGUCUGUUCGGUCAGAGGGAGCGGUAUCUGGAGAUGAUAGGGAUUCCCCAAUGGAGCAGAAGAAUGAUGUAGCUGAAGUUGAACACGUUGAGGAAAGUUUGGGGAUUCCUGGAAGGGACAGAAGCAGUGCAAGUAUGGCAAGUGAUCCUAUGGAACGAGGCAGCCACAGCAGAGAUGCGAAUGUUUCUGGUGAUUAUUCUGAGGAGUUUGAAGAGGGAAAUGAGGACAACAAACUGACAUUUUCAAUAGCAGUUGUAGAUGUAGACAAGAACGACGAUGAGAAUGUCGCAUCAAAUGAUGGUCCUGAUUCACCUACUUCCCCUGCUUCUCCUGCUGCGGUUUCAGAAGCACCUUCCAGCGAAGACCCAUUCCUUGAAAAUUUAGAGCGCAGUCGGCCCAUUCACACAAACAGUGAAGACCAAAAGGCAUAUUCUGAGGAUGCGAGAGAGGAGUUGGGCGAUGAAGAAUAUUCUGGCGAGUGGUCAGGAGAGGAGCGUUCUGUCGGAGAGGCUUUGCUGGAUCAUGCUACACAAAGCCAGCCAGCUGAAUCAAGAGGAGGAAGAGGCCAAAGUGGAGAAAGCAAUUAUCAACAAGAUGGCACACAUUCUGAGGAUGCGAGAGAGGAGUUGGGCGAUGGAGAAUAUUCUGGCGAGUGGUCAGGAGAGGAGCGUUCUGUCGGAGAGGCUUUGUUGGAUCAUGCAGCACAAAGCCAGCCAGCUGAAUCAAGAGGAGGAAGAGGCCAAAGUGGAGAAAGCAAUUAUCAACAAGAUGGCACACAUUCUGAGGAUGCGAGAGAGGAGUUGGGCGAUGGAGAAUAUUCUGGCGAGUGGUCAGGAGAGGAGCGUUCUGUCGGAGAGGCUUUGUUGGAUCAUGCAGCACAAAGCCAGCCAGCUGAAUCAAGAGGAGGAAGAGGCCAAAGUGGAGAAAGCAAUUAUCAACAAGAUGGCACACAUUCUGAGGAUGUGAAAGAGGAGUUGGGCGAUGGAGAUUAUUCUGGCGAGUGGUCAGGAGAGGAGCGUUCUGUCGGAGAGGCUUUGUUGGAUCAUGCUACACAAAGCCAGCCAGCUGAAUCAAGAGGAGGAAGAGGCCAAAGUGGAGAAAGCGAUUAUCAACAAGAUGUCACACAUUCUGAGGAUGCGAGAGAGGAGUUGGGCGAUGGAGAAUAUUCUGGCGAGUGGUCAGGAGAGGAGCGUUCUGUCGGAGAGGCUUUGUUGGAUCAUGCUACACAAAGCCAGCCAGCUGAAUCAAGAGGAGGAAGAGGCCAAAGUGGAGAAAGCGAUGAUCAACAAGAUGGCACACAUUCUGAGGAUGUGAAAGAGGAGUUGGGCGAUGGAGAUUAUUCUGGCGAGUGGUCAGGAGAGGAGCGUUCUGUCGGAGAGGCUUUGUUGGAUCAUGCUGCACAAAGCCAGCCAGCUGAAUCAAGAGGAGGAAGAGGCCAAAGUGGAGAAAGCGAUUAUCAACAAGAUGGCACACAUUCUGAGGAUGUGAAAGAGGAGUUGGGCGAUGGAGAUUAUUCUGGCGAGUGGUCAGGAGAGGAGCGUUCUGUCGGAGAGGCUUUGUUGGAUCAUGCAGCACAAAGCCAGCCAGCUGAAUCAAGAGGAAGAGGCCAAAGUGGAGAAAGCGAUUAUCAACAAGAUGGCACACAUUCUGAGGAUGCGAGAGAGGAGUUGGGCGAUGGAGAAUAUUCUGGCGAGUGGUCAGGAGAGGAGUGUUCUGUUGACUUGCAGCAGUCACCACAGCAUCAUCAGGAGACCCAAGCACAGCAAAACCCUUCAAGUGAGUCAGGUGGAAAGCUGGCUGAAACCGCUGGGGAAGAUCCGCUGUCAGAUCGGAGUCAGUCCAUUCCGUCUCCUUCCCAUUUGAUUCGAGCAGUCUGCACAGAUAAGCCCAAUGUAAACUCGUCAAAUGCGAGUGAGUCUGUUCGGUCAGAGGGAGCGGUAUCUGGAGAUGAUAGGGAUUCCCCAAUGGAGCAGAAGAAUGAUGUAGCUGAAGUUGAACACGUUGAGGAAAGUUUGGGGAUUCCUGGAAGGGACAGAAGCAGUGCAAGCAUGGCAAGUGAUCCUAUGGAACGAGGCAGCCACAGCAGAGAUGCGAAUGUUUCUGGUGAUUAUUCUGAGGAGUUUGAAGAGGGAAAUGAGGACAACAAACUGACAUUUUCAAUAGCAGUUGUAGAUGUAGACAAGAACGACGAUGAGAAUGUCGCAUCAAAUGAUGGUCCUGAUUCACCUACUUCCCCUGCUUCCCCUGCUUCUCCUGCUGCGGUUUCAGAAGCACCCUCCAGCGAAGACCCAUUCCUUGAAAAUUUGGCUGGCAAUCGACAUAUCCAUGCAGACCCAUUCCUUGAAAAUUUGGCUGGCAAUCAGCCCAUUCCACAGCGAGAGACACCUGCCGAGGAUGUGAAAGAUGAGUUGGGGGAUGGAGAGUAUUCAGGCGAGUGGUCAGGAGAGGAUUCGCAAUCUCUGGAGUUACGAGAGCUUCAGGAGGAGGAGGAGUGCUCAGGAGACUGGUCAUCGCAAGGUUUAGCAUCGAAGACCGAGUUGUGGAUAUUCUCUGGUCAUUUGUAUAACACGAAUAGCGGCAUAGAUUACCCAUGCGGCAUGGGAACUGCUGGCGGCAGAGCACAUGCCGACGCUGCCGACGUGGCCGCUGCCUCAACGGCUGGCUACUCCAGGUUGGAUGAGGUUCAGGGAUCCAACUAUCUGAGCGAUGGCCUGAAAGGUGCGGUCGUGGAAUGUCGUGGACGACGUCUCAAUUUGCACAGGCGGAAGCACGAUGACGGAGACGACGGGAGGUCGAAGUUCCUUCAGCUGGAGGGUCAUCUUCUGUGGCUCGGAUGA